UUUAAAAUUGUUUACAAACAUUAAAUGACAAUGGUGGAGAAUGCUUACCAUUUUUAUUUAUAGCUGAAUAUAUGAUAUUACCUUAAUAAAUUUUGGUAUAUUCGUCUCUUAUGAAAAAUAAAAAUGCGCUCUGCUUUACUUUGGGAAUCUGAUCUUCUAGAUAAGGAAGGACAUCCGGAAUGCGUGUAUGAUAUUGCACUUAAACCGGAUGCAUCAAUGUUAAUCAUUGCUACUGGAACUAAGUUAUUGGCAUAUGAUACAGAUGGAAAACUUUUGCAGUCCUUAAAAGGUCACUCAGAUGUUGUGUACAGCGUCUGUUUCUCAAAAGAUGGACAACGCUUUGCUUCGGGUGGUGCUGACAAACAAGUCAUAAUUUGGACAUCUAAACUGGAGGGAAUUUUAAGAUAUUCUCACCAUGAUGCUGUCCAAAGUCUUUCUUACAAUCCUGUAUCUGAUCAAUUAGCUAGCUGUGCCUGUACUGAUUUCGGGCUCUGGUCUCCUGAACAGAAAAGUGUUUCAAAGCAUAGGAUCAAUGCUCGCAUUACUAGUUGCAGUUGGACGUCUGAUGGAUUGCUUUUAGCUUUGGGACUUACAUCAGGUGUCAUAUCACUGAGAGGACGGAAUGGAGAUGAGAAGGUGAAAAUUGAGCGACCUGGUGGCUCAGCAUCGCAAGUUUGGGGUGUGAGUUGGUGUCCUGUUAAGGAUAACAAUGGCGAUGAAUUGCUGGCUGUUGUAGACUGGAGUCCGUCUUUAUCGUUUUACAAUACAGCUGGAAAACAAGUGGGUCGUGAGAGAGCACUGGGAUUUGAUCCUCUCAGGAUAUCUUUUUUUUCCAAUGGCGAAUACUUACUGAUUUGUGGAACCAAUAAAAAGUGUUCCCUCUACACUAAAGAAGGCGUUUUUUGUGGUGUCAUAUCUGAACAGAAGUCUUGGAUAUGGUGCUGUGCCACCAAAGAAGACACGAAUUAUGUGGCUAUUGGCAGUCAAGAUGGUAUUGCAGCAUAUUAUGAAAUUGGCUUUUCAACAGUACAUGGGUUAUAUGAAGAUAGAUAUGCAUACAGAGAAAACAUGACCGAUGUUGUUGUCCAGCACCUAAUUACUGAUGACAAAGUUGUUGUCAAGUGUCGAGAACUUGUGAAAAAGUUGGCCAUUUAUAAAAGACGUCUAGCUAUUCAAAUGCCUGAACGAAUAAACAUUUAUGAAGUUUCCGAAAGCAAUGAUAUGCACUAUAAAGUUAAAGAAAAAAUUAAUAUAAAAGUGGAAUGCACUUUAUUAGUGGUUUGUGCAAAACAUAUUGUGCUGUGCGAAGAAAAGAUCCUCCAGUGUUUGUCAUUCCAAGGUGUUCUUGAGAAAGAAUGGGUUAUGAAUUCACUCAUUCGAUACAUUAAAGUGAUUGGUGGCCCACCUGGAAGUGAGUGUUUGCUGAUUGGUCUGAAAAAUGGACAGAUUGUGAAAAUAUUUGUUGAUAAUGCUCUACCUGUAGAAGUUCUCAAAAUCAAUUCCUCAGUUAGAUGCUUAGAUCUCAGUGCAAAACGAAAGAAACUUGCUGUUGUUGAUGAAAACAACGUCUGCAGUGUUUAUGAUCUCACUAACAAUAGUCUAAUAUAUAAAGAACCAAACGCCAACAGUGUUGCUUGGAAUAAUCACAAUGAAGACAUUCUAUGUUUUACUGGUGCUGGUCUCAUAAACAUUAAAGUUGAAAAUUUUAGCAUUCAGCAACAAAAGUUUCAGGGAUUUGUGAUUGGCUUUUGCGGAGGUAAAGUUUUCUGUUUGCAUAUCAAUGCAAUUUCCACUAUUGAUAUUCCUUUGUCAGCAUCUAUGUACCAAUACAUCGAGAAAAAAAUGUUCAAGAAAGCUUAUCAGGUGUCAUGUCUUGGAGUUACUGAUAGUGAUUGGCGUGCUUUAGCUGAGGCUGCCAUACAAAAUCUGGACUUGGAAGUUGCUCGUAAAGCAUAUAUUCGAAUAAAAGAUUUGUCAUUUCUGAAACUGAUUAAAUCUCUUGAGGCAUUAAAGAAAAAUGAAAAUGAAUACGCUUUACUCGGUGAUGUUUAUGCGUGCCUCGGAAAAUACAAUUUGGCUGCAAAGUCUUACGAGAAAGCGAACACUGCUGGGAAGGCUUUAAUGAUGUACAUAGACUUAAGAAUGUUUGACAAAGCACAGGAAUAUUUGUCAGCAUCCGAUGACCUGGAGCAAAAGAAGGCUUUGAUCAUCAAGAAAGCUGAAUGGGCCAAAAGCAUAAAUGAAGUGAAAGCAGCUGCUGAGAUGUUUUUAUCUGUUGGAGAGGUGGAAAAGGCUGUUGAAUUGGCUGCAGAGUAUAAUUGGUCUGAUAUGUUGAUAAAUAUAGUGAAUAAAGUGGAUUUAACUGAACGCAAGACACUGUCCCUCAUUGGAAAUCAUUUGAAGAGAUUGCAAGAGUAUGGUACUGCUGCUGAAAUAUUCCAUAAAAUUGGUGAUAUACCAUCAUUAGUUGAAAUGAAUGUUCAAGCUAAAAAUUGGAAAGAGGCAUUUGAAUUAGCUAAACAGUAUCCUACAUUUAAAGAAAGUGUUUACAUACCUUAUGCAAAUUGGUUAGCUGAAAAUGACAGAUUUGUAGAAGCUCAGAAAGCCUUUUACACUGCUGGGCGACAAGAUGAAGCUGUUGGAGUCUUAGAACAACUCACAAAAAUAGCUGUUAACGAGAAGAGAUUUAAAGAAGCUGGUUACUACUAUUGGAUAUUGUCUAUGCAAACCCUCAGAAGUGCCUCCUCCUCUGAUUUAAAAGAUGAUGCAAGCGUUCAAAUUGCAAUUCGAAAAUUUUGGGAUCAACAAUUUGCUGCCGAAAUAUAUUAUGUUUACAGUUAUAUUUAUAAUUAUUUGGAGGAGCCUUUCACAAUGCAACAUACAGAGACCCUGUUUAAUAUGUCUCGCUAUUUAUGGUUGGAACUCGUUAAAACUGACUUACCGGGCAUAUCAAAAUUUCGCAUAUUUUAUGCUGCUGCAAAACAAAGCUGUGCAAUGAAGGCAUACAAAAUGUCUCGCAUGGCUUAUCAAAUGGCAAGUAACUACAAAAUUCCAGAAAGAUUUCGAGAAUCUGUGGAAACAGCUUCAUUACAUGUUCAGGCCAAACCUUUUACAGAUUCAGAGGAUGUUUUACCAAUGUGCUUCAGGUGUUCAACAAGUAAUCCUUUAAUAAACAAGCAAGGAAACAUUUGUUUCAACUGUAAACAACCAUUUGUGUAUUCUUUUAUUUCAUUUGAAGUGUUACCUGUUGUGGAGUUUUUCUUGGAGGAUGGAUUAGAAGAUGAUGAAGCUUAUAAGUUGUUAUCAAAAAAGUCACUAAAACAAUUUGAAAAUAGUUCCUCAGUGAUGGAAAGCAAUAUGAAUUCUGAAUACCUAAAAAUUGAAGAUUCUUCUUAUGACAAUGAUAUGGGGGAAGAUAUAUUUACUUUCGAUGCUUCAACCGGUGAGACGGGUCCUUUAAUAGUGAACCGUAAAAAUCUUGAAGCAAUGAAUAUGUCUGAUGUCAUCAUUUGCAAGUGGCCCAAACCUUUGCGGACACAAUACUUCAAAAGUAUUUUACCAUCCGUCCAAAUCCAUCGUUGUGAAUCCUGUAAUAAACUUUUCCAUAGUGAUGAUUACGAGCUUGAAAUACUUAAAAAAGGCUGUUGUCCAUUCUGCAGAAUUUCAGUGCAAGAAACUGAAGGCAAUGAAGACUAGAUGCAGAUUAUUGAUGUAUUAUAUUUUUUAAAAAGGCAUUCGAUUGGAUAUAUUGCAAGUAUUUUAUCCUUAGCAAAAAAAAUCAUCAAAUCAUUUAUUUAUUUUUAUAUCAUUGUAUCACAAUUGCUUUUGUUAUGUAUAUAUGAUAAACAAACAUUCCGUCCAAUAAAUUAUUUUAUGUUAUGUUUA
Parasteatoda tepidariorum (common house spider) is the source of this 3885-nucleotide messenger RNA. RefSeq names its product intraflagellar transport protein Oseg1 (gene Oseg1). Gene Ontology annotation, cellular component: intraciliary transport particle A; non-motile cilium. The record is from RefSeq and is a predicted model, not a curated record. Lineage: Eukaryota; Metazoa; Arthropoda; Arachnida; Araneae; Theridiidae. Gene Ontology annotation, molecular function: protein binding. Gene Ontology annotation, biological process: protein localization to cilium; non-motile cilium assembly; intraciliary retrograde transport.